AUGGGUGAACCGCAGACUAUGCACAAGACCUGCGUGAGGGUCAGCUCCGGAGACGACGAGUCCAGGGUAGAGGUCGACCAUGACCUGCCGAAGAAGAACCCAUUCAUACGGGGUUCGGACCCUCGUGUCGCCACGUGCAGGGGCCGCCUGCAGACGCGGCGAUGCCAGCUCAACCAGGAGAUCAACAAGGAGUUGCGGCUCAGAGCUGGCGCGGAGAACCUGUUCAAGGCCACGACGAACAGGAAGCUCCGCGAGACCGUCGCGCUGGAGCUGAGCUUCGUCAACUCCAACCUGCAGCUGCUGAAGGAGCAGCUCGCUGAGCUCAACUCCUCGGUGGAGCUGUACCAGAGCGACAGCAAGGAGUGCGUGAUGCCGAUGAUCCCGCUGGGGCUUAAGGAGACCAAGGAGGUCGACUUCCGGGAGCCAUUCAAGGACUUCAUCCUGGAGCACUACAGCGAGGACGCUGCUGCUUACGAGGACGCCAUCUCCGAUUUCAUGGACAUGAGACAGGCUAUGCGCACGCCAGUACGCUCCACUGUCGGCGUCGCGUUGCUCUUCAAAUACUACAACCAGCUCUACUUCAUCGAGCGCCGCUUCUUCCCCCCGGACAGGUCGCUAGGGGUCUACUUCGAGUGGUUUGACUCCCUGACAGGUGUUCCGUCGUGUCAGCGGACAGUGGCUUUCGAGAAAGCGUGCGUCCUUUUCAACAUGGCGGGAAUAUACACACAGAUCGGGGCCAAACAGGAGCGGAAAACCUGUGCCGGACUGGACGGCGCAGUGGACGCCCUGCUACGAGCAGCUGGGACCCUACGCUACAUCCACGAGAACUUCACCAACGCACCCUCUGUAGACCUGGCGGCAGACACGCUUCUUGUGCUGGGGACCCUGAUGACGGCACAGGCGCGAGAGUGCCUCUUCGAGAAACUGCAGCUGCAAGCGCGAGAGGCGUGCUCCGCCCGGGGCCAGCCGCUGCACGCUGACCUGGACAUGUGCCUAGACCUGGCGCAGGAGAGCGCCCAGCUAGCCCACGUCUACCGCCAGCUCUACGAUAAGAUGCAGACCGAGGGUGUAUUCAACUACGUGCCAUACUCGUGGGUUUCUCUUGUCCAUGUCAAGACUGAGUUCUACAAAGCGCUAGCUCACCAGUACUGCGGCGUGGCGCUCCUCCAUUCGGCGGGGGGGCAGCGCGCGCGGGACCGCAUCGCCGCACUACACGCGCCCGAUCGCGCCGACUCAGGUGGGAUGAACGGCGCAGACGCCGAGCCGGCGGCGCUGGGGCGCGCCCACUUGGCCGAGGCGCUGGCCCUCUACGAGGAGGCGCUACGCCUCCAGCGGAUGUGCAGGGAGCUGCGCGGCAAGGAGGCGCUGGCGCGGGCGGUGCAGGCGCAGAGGGCGCGCGCGGCCAGCGACCGCGGCGCCCGCCCCGACGAGCCCGACUUCGGCGACGUGCUCGACGCGCCCGCCAUACUGCCGUCGUCGAAGUUCCAACUGGCGCUGACGCCGCCGGACUUCGCGCAGCACCGGGUCGAGGACCUGUUCCGGCCGCUGGGGCCCAUCGCGGUGUUCUCCGCCAAGAGGCACUGGAGCGCCCCGCGGCUGGUGCAGCUGCAGCGGGGCGGGCGGAGGGCGCGCCGCGCCGCGGAGGGGGGGGAGCGAGCGAGACGGCGGCCGAGCGACAAGCGCGACCGCUCCGAGGACAACAGCGCCUACUACGGCCACAGCGGCAGGGGCGAGGAGGACAAGGUGACGAAACAGAACGGCGUCUACAUAAACAGCUACAACAGCUACGGCUACGACUACCACCCGAAGGUGAUAGAAUAUGAGGACUACCACGAGGAGAAGAAGGCGGCCGGCAGGAGGAAGGAGCCUCUGCGGAGGGUCGCCAGCGAAUUUGACGUGGCCGCCAAGGAGGAGGGCUUCGGCUUCUCCGUGAGGGGGGACGCCCCCGUCCUGAUAGCCGCCGUGGAACCCAACUCCUUGGCCGACAUCGGCGGCAUGAGGGAGGGAGACUUCAUCAUCUCCAUCGGGGAGACGGACGUGAAGUGGAGCUCGCACGAGGAGGUGGUGCGGCUGAUCCAGCAAGCUGGGGAGUCCCUCACGCUGCGCCUAGCCACCCCCAUGGACAAGAGGGAGGCCUGUGGCAAGGGGUGCGGCGCGGCUGGAGGGGUGGGUGCGGGGGCGGGGGCGGGUGCGGGGGCGGGGUCGCAGGGCUCCGUGUCGGGCGCGUCGAGCGCGUCGAGCGGCUCCACGGCGCACACGGCGCGCUCCCCCCGCCGGGCGCCCUCCUGGAACCCCUUCCGCCGCAACGCCACGCACACGCCCCCCAACGCGCACUCCAACGUCACCUUCAGA
Molecule: messenger RNA, 2352 nt
Organism: Iphiclides podalirius (scarce swallowtail)
Lineage: Eukaryota; Metazoa; Arthropoda; Insecta; Lepidoptera; Papilionidae
Source: the annotation of a GenBank genome assembly